AAACCUCUUCCUCAAUCUCACCAACGAAACAAUCCCUUUCCUUCUCCCUCAAACCUCAAAACCCUCCCCAAGCAAAGCAUCAUUCUCCUCACUAUAUCACCACCAUGCCUCUUCCCUUCCCACCACUCACACCAACAAACACACUCUGUCUCCUCACGCUUUCCAAUGGCAGCACCACCAACAACAUCAACUCCUCAACACACCUCCCUCCACACCACCACCCCCGCGCUGCCCCUCGCGUACUCGGGCCGAGCCCAGCUCAGGAUACUACUGGAGCGGCCCAAGCUGGCACUGGGGCAGCGCGUGGUAGUUGGCGGAUGGGUGAAGUCCGCCAAGGUGGUGGAGAAUUCGUCGGCGGCAGCGGCACAUCCGUGGCUCCACACGGAUGAUGCUGCCGUCGGCGAGAAAGGAGGGAGGAGCAAGGACGUGUCGUGCGUGGAGAUUCUGCAGUCGAGGAUACCGCUGAUUAAGAGCAUAUUCGAUGUGUUCGGAGGAAGCGGUCACGGGCAGCGCAAGAAACGUGAGUCUCUGAGUUUGCCUCAGACUAAGGUCCUGCCUCCCAAAGCUUCUACUGCGUAUCUGCUUCUCACCGAUGGCUCAUGCGUUCCGAGCCUUCAGGUUGUUGUUGAUUCCUCAGUAACUACCCUUAGCCGGAUUCUGCCUACUGGAACGUGUCUAUUAGUGGAAGGUCAAGUAGAAGCAGCAGAGGGGAAGCAUGCUAUUGAGCUUAAAGCUGAAAAAGUUCUUCACAUUGGGACAGUAGAUUUUGACAAGUACCCAUUAUCAAAGAAACGAAUUCCACUAGAAAUGUUGAGAGAUCACUCCCAGUUUCGGCCUCGAACAACUACGGUGGCAACUGUGAUGCGGAUUCGUAGUGCUCUCUCUUUUGCAACCCACACAUUUUUCAAUGAACAUGCAUUUAUUGAUGUGCAAGUACCCACUAUAACUACCACAGACUCUGAAGGAUUUAGCAACAUGUUCCUGGUUACCAUCCUGGAUCAGAAACCAGAGAAGGAGGAGAAACUAGGUACCAUUUAUGAGAUUGAAGGUGUUAACCUUGAGCAUGUGAAGGCAGCUGCAAAAGAGAAAAGCAACUUAGUUGAGCAUUUGAAAAGAACUGAGAGCAAUAGGGAAGCCCUGGCUGCUGCAAUUCAGGAUCUGAGGAAAACGAAUGAACUGGCAUCACAAUUGGAAGCAAGAGAAAAGAGAAAGUUGGGAACUUCUUUAAAGGAUGACAAAGUAGACUCUUCCAAAGAUUUUUUCCCUUUACAAACUUAUUUGACUGUCUCUGGUCGCUUGCAUCUGGAGAGUUAUGCAUGUGCACUCGGAAAUGUCUACUCAUUUGGUCCUAGAUUUCAAGCAGAUAAAACGGAUUCUGCUAAACAUGCUGCAGAAAUGUGGAUGGUUGAGGUUGAAAUGGCCUUUUCUCAAUUGAAGGACUCCAUGAAUUGUGCUAAUGACUUUUUCAAGUACCUCUGCAAGUGGAUUCUGGAAAAGUGCUCUGAAGAUAUGGAGUUUGUUGCCAAAAGAAUUGACAAAACCUGUAUCAAUCGUCUUCAGCAAAUUAUAUCAGAUUCUCCUGAGAUAAUGCCCUACAAUGAAGCCAUAGAUAUACUAAGGAAGAUGUCCUCCCAGGCUGAAGAUAAGAAAUUUGAAACAAAUUUUGAAUCGGGUUUUGUGCUCACUUCAGAGCACCUAAGCUAUCUAACUGAUAACAUCUUCAAGAAGCCGAUUAUGAUAUAUAAUUAUCCAAAAGAAGCUAAGCCAUUCUACGUUCGCCAGAAUGAUGAUGGAACUGUAGCUGCAUUUGACUUGGUUGUCCCAAAGCUUGGAACAAUAAUUUCUGGUAGCCAAAACGAGGAACGUGUUAACAAGAUAAGCUCCAGGAUUGAUGAGUUGGGUUUGCCACGAGAGAAGUAUGAAUGGUACUUAGAUCUUCGUCGAAAUGGAACAGUGGAGAACUCUGGGUUCAGUCUAAGGUUUGACCUAAUGGUCCAAUUCACAACUGGCCUUAGCAAUGUUAGGGACGUUAUCCCUUUUCCAAGAACCUAUGGCAAGGCCAACAACUAAUUAUAAUUUUGUGCCAAGAAAAUUCAAGUUGCAUUCGUGGCUAUUGGCAUUCAAACUUUGAAUGUUUGUGGACAGGAGGAACACAAGACAAUGUGUGCUUGGUGUAACAAUUAACGUAUCAAUUGAUUACUUGUGUGCUUAAUGUAAACGUAUAAUUGAAAUGUAACUUAUUUUAGUCUUGUGAA
Cajanus cajan (pigeon pea) is the source of this 2255-nucleotide messenger RNA. RefSeq names its product asparaginyl-tRNA synthetase 2 (gene NS2). Gene Ontology annotation, molecular function: asparagine-tRNA ligase activity; ATP binding. Gene Ontology annotation, biological process: asparaginyl-tRNA aminoacylation. Gene Ontology annotation, cellular component: mitochondrion. Lineage: Eukaryota; Viridiplantae; Streptophyta; Magnoliopsida; Fabales; Fabaceae. The record is from RefSeq and is a predicted model, not a curated record.